AUGUGUACCACAGCCUUCAAGAAGAUGUGCCGAAGGCUUGGAAUAGCAAAGUGGCCGCAUCGUCAACUGCGGGGAAUCGACAAGAAAAUUGCCGCACUGAAAGCCGAACUGAAUUAUGCUGCGAUGAAUGAUCGUCAUCAAUAUGUUGUAGGAAUCCAAAGUUUGGAGGAGGAGAAGGCUAAGCUUUCCCAUGGCAUGCUCAUUCCUUCUAUGGAUACCAGUGAAUCGGAGGGUGAAUCAAGUCGUUCCCCUCGGGAGUAUGAACGUGAUUACGAGGAGAAGCAAACUCCACCGCCUCGCCUCUCGGUUUUGAGCGGGGGACAUGAUGUAUCAGAUGAUGAGGACCUUGGAGGAGAGUAUGAUGGCAACUCAGAUAGUUGUUCUAAGAGUGAGAAGAAUUCUGGAUCGUCCACGUUAAUGAUAAGUGAAAAGGAUCUCAGACAGAAUUUUCAUUUGCCCUUGCAUACUGCUGCACAGAAAUUCGGAAUUUGUACAACCGCUUUCAAGAAACUAUGCAGGCGAUUUGGUAUAGCAAAGUGGCCUCACCGACAGUUGAGAGGCAUCGACAAAAAGAUUGCAGCGUUGAAAGCAGAACUCAAUUAUACGACCGGAGAUCGGGAAGUUUGCUGUAAGAGUCUCAAGGCUUUACGCGAGGAAAAACAAAGGAUUUCUCGCUCUUCAGGAGACAAGAUUAAGGAAGCGGUUGUAUGCUCACCCAAUUCAAAAGAGCAUCUGGAAGACGACCACGAGCAAAGGAUUCUUGGAAAAGAACGAAAGAAUGGUGUGGUAACUACAAUGGCUUCCGCAGCUGCAAGCAAACUAAGGACAAAGGAAGAGAUGGAGUGCGCAUCGGCACUGAGCAUGCUCGCAGCCGUUGCUGGAUUCCAGGAAGAAAAUGAGAAGGAUUCUGGUUUCGUUUCUCGGGGUAGUUUGAUUCGAGACCUCAUCUGUGAAACAAGCCAAGUCUUUGAAGCGUGUAGCACCGACGAAGACAUUGGACAUCAAGGCGAUCCCCAUGAUACCCCUCCGCUGGAACCCAUCGCGACGUUGACACCUCCGUACAAAUAUGCAAGGAUUCCACCCAUUGUGCCUAACCUGAUCAACUGCUCCUCGAGCGAGUGA
Guillardia theta CCMP2712 is the source of this 1122-nucleotide messenger RNA. RefSeq lists its product as hypothetical. NCBI's taxonomy places the organism in Eukaryota, Cryptophyceae, Pyrenomonadales, Geminigeraceae. The record is from RefSeq and is a predicted model, not a curated record. The transcript is spliced from 2 exons. Bases 1 to 1122 code for a protein of 373 amino acids. Gene Ontology annotation, molecular function: DNA-binding transcription factor activity.